Messenger RNA from Oxyura jamaicensis (ruddy duck), 1811 nucleotides. RefSeq names its product proliferation-associated 2G4 (gene PA2G4). The coding region runs from base 104 to 1126 and encodes 340 amino acids. The transcript is spliced from 12 exons. The record is from RefSeq and is a predicted model, not a curated record. Lineage: Eukaryota; Metazoa; Chordata; Aves; Anseriformes; Anatidae.
ACGGCUCCGUGUCUGCUGCUUCUCCCCAGGGGUCCUGCGGGCCGUGGUGGAAGCGGCCAGCUCGGGCGCAUCGGUUCUGUGCCUGUGCGAGAAGGGAGACGCCAUGAUCAUGGAGGAGACCGGCAAGAUCUUCAAGAAGGAGAAAGAAAUGAAAAAAGGUAUCGCCUUCCCGACGAGUAUAUCGGUAAAUAACUGUGUCUGCCACUUCUCCCCCUUGAAGAGCGACCAGGACUACAUCCUCAAAGACGGAGACUUGGUCAAAAUCGACCUGGGAGUCCACGUGGAUGGCUUCAUAGCGAAUGUAGCACACAGUUUUGUCAUAGACGCCUCCAAGGAAAACCCCGUGUCGGGCCGCAAAGCCGAUGUCAUCAAGGCAGCUCACCUCUGUGCUGAAGCCGCUCUGCGCUUGGUGAAGCCCGGAAACCAGAACACGCAGGUGACAGACACGUGGAACAAAAUAGCCCACUCGUUUCACUGCACGCCGAUCGAAGGGAUGCUGUCGCACCAGCUGAAGCAGCACGUGAUCGAUGGAGAGAAAACGAUCAUCCAGAACCCUACAGACCAGCAAAAGAAGGACCACGAAAAAGCAGAAUUUGAGGUCCACGAAGUUUACGCUGUCGAUGUUCUUGUCAGCAGCGGAGAGGGAAAGGCCAAGGACGCUGGGCAGAGAACUACCAUUUACAAAAGGGACCCCUCCAAACAGUACGGCUUGAAGAUGAAAACCUCCCGUGCCUUUUUCAGCGAGGUGGAGAGGCGCUUUGACACUAUGCCAUUCACUCUCAGGGCAUUUGAGGAUGAGAAGAAGGCCAGGAUGGGGGUGGUGGAAUGCGCCAAACACGAGCUGCUCCAGCCUUUCAACGUCCUCUACGAAAAGGAAGGGGAGUUCGUUGCACAGUUCAAAUUCACAGUGCUCCUAAUGCCCAACGGCCCCAUGAGGAUAACGAGCGGCCCCUUCGAGCCUGAGCUCUACAAGUCGGAGUUUGAGGUGCAAGAUGGAGAACUGAAGGCCCUUCUACAAAGUUCUGCAAGCCGGAAGACCCAGAAAAAGAAGAAAAAGAAGGCCUCCAAGAACGCAGAGAAUGCCACCACGGGAGAGACGGCGGAGGAGAACGAGGCUGGCGACUGAGCGGCUCCCGCUCCCUCCAUGUAGCACCCACUUCACACACACACUCGCCCCUUUCCCCCCCCAAAAAAAAAGAAAAACCAGAAACAAAAUCUAGCACUGUUUGUCUCUUACGACCAAACAACAAACAGUCUGGACGUCCCACUGACAACAACCAGCUCCUAUUGACUUUGCCAAUGAGGGAGGAUUCUCUCAGCCACUUCAGACUACUUAAAAAUAAAGCAGGAAAACAAAAUGAGGAGUAAAAGCUAGUCUAUAUCCACUCUUUGUAACCUUUUAUACUGCUCAUACUUGUUAAAGAGGUGAACAACCAAGCCGUUCCCAGUGAGAGGGAGUGGAGAGAGCUGCUUGCUUUCUUCUUCUUCCUUCUCCCUUUUUUAAUUUCUCCCUUUACAGAUUUUCUUGGAGCAAAAAAAAAAAAAAAAAGUGACCUGUGUUUAGUGACAUGGUACGCGCGUACGGUGUAAGGUGAGCGGCCUCGCAGCGCUGUCUCAGCUCCUCCCCGGCCGCGGAGGCAUUUCUGUCUGUUACCUUGGGGCAGAGGGUUUCUCACUUUCUUUUAGCCUCUAGAUUGUACAUUUCUCAUUGGAAAAACACCAAAUUCUGUGUCCCCUGUGAGACUGUAGGCUGUCCUGUCUACCGCGCUCUGUCUCUGCCUUGGUUUACGUAUAAACGCUCUAUUUUUUAA